Molecule: messenger RNA, 1599 nt
Organism: Auanema sp. JU1783
Lineage: Eukaryota; Metazoa; Nematoda; Chromadorea; Rhabditida; Rhabditidae
Source: the annotation of a GenBank genome assembly
AUGGCUGCCAUUUUUGAUAUGACACGUCGUGUGACGAUGGUAGACGAUAAUGAGCUCAAAGCUAAGAUUGAAGCAGAUGAAAGAGAUGAAAAGUUAGAUGCAGUCUCUCAGUUGCUACAGAGUCCCAAAGCUAGAAAGACAAUUGAAAAGCUUCCGGAAAAAGUUCUUCAACAAAUAUUUUCGUAUUUACCAUCACAACAGAUUCUACAAGUGGGAACAGUUUGUAAGCGAUGGCGUCAAGUAUCAAUGAAUCCAGGACUCUGGAAGUUUGUAUCCUUCCGCCCCGCUUAUGGUGGAAUUUCAGUCAGAUAUCCAGAGACCAUUCCUACUAUCAUUGGAACCAGUUUCUCUGAUUUACGGAUUGUCGAGCUGGCUACAGAUCUUAUAAAUCCUAAUGUACUUCAUGAAUUAGCCAACAAAUGUCAGAAGUUACAACAUAUAACCUUAGAUUUCUCUACGGCCAUGCAGUUGCAUGAUUUCACAGAUUUACAAUGUUUCCCAUCAAGACUUAAAUCUUUAACAUUGUGCUUAUCUGAGAACAUCUUUUUGGAAGGAUUUUUACGAAAAGCUUAUACAUUCAUAUCAUCUGUUCAAAUUCUGCACAUAAUUGGAACUUAUGAAAAGGUUGAGGAUGAAGAGGAAGAAGUUUAUGAAACUGUUAAUAUUUAUAAAUUAAAACAGUUCUUACCUAAUCUUGUUGUUGUCAAUCUAUGGGGGGUUCCAUUCAUUACGGAUGAACAUGUUGAUGCCAUAUCCUCUAAUUGUGCUCAUUUGGAAUGUUUAUGUGUAAACUAUUGUUGUAAGGUGACGGGUAGUUGUUUGAAAUUGGUACUUCAACGAUGUCGCAAACUGAAAACAUUAUAUUUAGCUCAUACAAAAUUAGACAAUAAUGUUAUUAAACAGGUAGAAUGGGAGAAAACACGUUUAGAAGAGCUGGAUAUCAAAGGAACUGAGCUCUCUACUGAAUCUAUUAUAUAUAUUCUCACCCGUUUGAAUCAUUUAACAUGGCUUGAUGCUGGCUUCUUAGAAAACAUGAACGACUCUGUUUUGGAAAGUUGGAUGCAGUCAAAUGCUAUGAACAACUUACGGUUCCUCGGAUUAGAUACAUGCGAUUCACUCAAUGAGACAGCUCUGACCGAUCUGAUUAUUCGCUACGGUAAACAGUUAGAAGGACUCAUUCUAGGAGGACAUCAUAAGUUGUUAGAAUACUUCUGGAUGAAUAUGAUACCUCAGUUGAGAAACAUAAAAGUUCUUGUAAUGGGCAUAGCCGAAGACUGUUGUCCUAAAGUUGUAGCAAAGAUACAUAUUGAUCAGUUUAUUGACUGUAUCGCACAAAAUUGCCCAUCAUUAACACGCUUAGAGAUUCGUUGGGACGACGACACCCUUCGCUUUUCUGAUAAAUCAAGCAAGUUCAUUGAUGUGUUGCGCAUGAAAUGUCUCCGGUUGCACUCGAUUGUUCUGAGUGAUGGUCAGUAUUACGAGCUCGUUCGCUCGAAUUUCGAAAGGGCUGACAGGAUGUCAGUCGUAAGAACUACGGAAAUGUGUAGAACCGGAUUAUUGCAUACAUCAAAAUUCUUCAAUCAGCUACUCUUUAAUUAG